AUGCCGGAAUUCGUGUUGAUCCAAGACGGCCUUUCACGAUUCUAUUCACGAUUAACGUUACACCAGAGACGCGCGCUUGUGGCUGUUCAGGGUGCGAAUCGUGAAUACGGCAGGGUCUGGACCCACACGGCGACAGAAUUAUUUUACAUCCACCAAUCGUCAAUGUGGCUGCACAGUGUUGUUGCAGGCGGUUCGAGUUCCGCUGCUGACUCCACGUCUAUCUGCUGGGCUCGCUGGGCUCGCUGGGCUCGCUGGGCUCGCGAGAGGAGUGCAACACCGGAGAACAGGCGGAGCGCUAAGCUGGCUGGUGUCGACACACGGCGUUCUGUGUCAAUCUAG
Molecule: messenger RNA, 339 nt
Organism: Mycosarcoma maydis (corn smut)
Lineage: Eukaryota; Fungi; Basidiomycota; Ustilaginomycetes; Ustilaginales
Exons: 1
Coding region: 1-339 (112 amino acids)
Source: RefSeq, a predicted model, not a curated record